AUGUCAAAGACCUAUACAAUUGUGAUUAAGUUAGGAUCGUCUUCCCUUGUCGAUGAGAAAACCAAAGAGCCUAAACUGUCGAUCAUGUCUAUGGUGGUGGAGACUGUAGUGCGACUUCGUCGAAUGGGUCAUCGCGUAGUGGUGGUUUCCAGCGGUGGGAUUGCAGUUGGAUUGAAGACUCUUAAUCUGGAAAAAAGACCUAAACGUUUAGCUCAGGUACAAGCCAUUGCAGCUGUGGGGCAAGGCAGGCUAAUUGGGCGGUGGGAUUCGUUAUUUUCUCAGUUUAGUCAACGAAUUGCUCAAAUUCUGAUUACGAGAAAUGACAUUGUUGACUGGACACAAUAUAAAAACGCACAGAACACUAUUGAAGAGCUACUGCAAAUGGGUGUUGUACCAAUCGUGAACGAAAAUGAUACCUUAUCGGUCAGCGAAAUCAAAUUUGGUGACAAUGACACCUUGUCUGCCAUCACGGCCGCCCUUUGCGGUGCAGAUUACUUAUUUCUUCUAACAGACGUUGAUUGCUUGUAUACAGACAAUCCACGUACAAAUCCAGAUGCUAAACCAAUAUUGGUGGUUCCAGAUAUGUCGCAGAGUAUGCCUGGAGUGAAUACAAACGGCGGUUCUGGGUCAGAUGUUGGGACAGGCGGCAUGACCACCAAACUGAUUGCUGCAGAGCUUGCGACAAAUGCUGGAGUCAAUACUAUUAUCAUGAAAAGUUCGGAACCUAGCAAUAUCUCGAAGGUGGUGAGUUACGUGCAAAACCUCGAUACUCCAAGCAACUCUUGCGAUGAUUUGGCCCAGCUACAGCAAGAAGAGCUUAGAAGACUUGAGCAACUAAGCGUUCCACUUCAUACACGAUUCAUUGCAGACAAGAACCAAAUGCAUUUGAAAAAUCGCGAAUUUUGGAUGUUGCAUGGAUUGAUGAGUAAAGGAUCAGUUAUAAUAGAUCAAGGAGCAUUCAAUGCCUUGACGAGAAAGGAAAAGGCAGGUCUUUUACCUGCGGGUGUUAUAGAUGUUGAGGGUCACUUUCAUGAGCACGAAUGCGUAGAUCUCAAGUUGGGUCACCGACUCGAGUCGGGAGAAUUAGAUACAAAGAAGCCUCUGACCACAAUUGGACGUGCUCGUUGCAACUACACAAGCUUGGAAUUGCUCAAAAUUAAAGGUAUGCAAAGCGAUAAAAUUGAGAGCAUACUGGGAUACGCUGACAGUGAAUAUGUGGCGCAUCGUGAAAAUCUUGCCUUCCCCACCCGCUAA
Messenger RNA from Lachancea nothofagi CBS 11611, 1254 nucleotides. The record is from the annotation of a GenBank genome assembly. NCBI's taxonomy places the organism in Eukaryota, Fungi, Ascomycota, Saccharomycetes, Saccharomycetales, Saccharomycetaceae.